AUGUGCACCAACGAUUGGGAAGAGUACCAGGAUCCCGAGCUUCCCGCGCACGAGUACCUCUCCGAACCUUCCAGUCCAGCCAUCGACUCCGUCAUGUAUCACCCUCCUUCGACGUCCCGUUCAACCAUGCUCGACUUCCGGGCUCCGUUGUACCUCAGUCCAGAACACGUCGCAAACGAUAUUCUACCUCCACCUGCCCACCCCCAGGCCAGCCAAGACGUCCAACCAAACAAGCGCAUCAUGGGGCUUACAGACCGAUUCAACUCUGCCUUCUUCGACCACACUGCCACCACCGUCGUUCCGUUGCCAUCUCCCGACGCGGCAGCCCCUGUGCCCAGUCAUACUCUGGUCGUCGCCCAUCUCCCCAAGAUCUUCCGCAGGCUCGAUUUUCUCCAGCAGUGGGCCACUCGUUUCGGGGAGGUCGCCCGUGUUGUCCUGGACGCCAAGUGUGGGAAAGCCCUCGUCGAGUGGAUUCGGCCUGAGGAUGCCACGAUGGGGUUCAAUUGCCCGAGGAUGCACGGCGACGGGAAGGAGCAUAUACGGGUGUACCGCUAUCGGGGCGUCGACCGGUGGAGUGCACUGGAGAUGGAGGAGGGCGAGAUCGACGAGGAGGUGAGCACCAAGUCGAAAAAGAAGAAGAACAAAGCGAAAAAGAAGCUCGAGCAACGUCUCGCUGACCCGACCUCCCUUCUUUUGCCGCGACCUUCGCCUCUACCAUCCAUUCGACCACUACCUGCCACCUCGGCGCCACCCACCAAGCCUCUAACUCCACAUCUGUCCAGUCCCGCACGCAAGGAUCGCUAUUUCGGGGGUGAGGGUACAUGGGAGGACGAGAUGGUAUUGGACUCCGACGACGAAGGCAGCGCGCGGAUCAUCGCCACUCUCGACGACGGCAGCGUGGACGGCGAACUGCAAAUCGCGGCGAUGGACGACGACGAAGACAUGGAGAUGUCCAGCCCUGUCGAGUCGAACACCAACACCACCCACCACAACCUCGCUCCCGUCGAUGAAAUCAUGGAAGUUCGCGACAGGUUUCGGCGGGACGUGCAGGCGAAAGCGCAACUCGCCCUUCGCAAAGCAGCACCCGGUCCGCGGGUGUCACUGUCGUCUAGCGACAGCCCGUCCGAGUCCCCAGAGCCGAUAACUCCUUCAGACACGCCAUCGCAUGGGCUCGCAAGGACGACACUCGGAAGUCUGGAGACGAAGACGGCUAACGGCAGCGCGGGUGUCGGCGAUGAACUCGUGGUGACACACAACCCUCCGUCGCAUCCCUCGACGAGCUUGCCAUCUCAUUCAUCAACGAGUCCAUCCAAGCAGCCACCGAACGCCCUUCCCGGUCCUCACCACCAGCGUGCAAGCCCCACCGGUCCCGCCCCGCUCGCCGUGUCCACUUCUGCUGUCACCCUCCAAAUCCCUGCGCCAACCCCACAUAUCCCGUUAACAGAGGAUAUGCGCGUCGCGAAGCAGAAACGGUGGCUCGAGCUCGUGAACGCCAGCACAUCCAUCCUGGACAAGGUGCAAGCGGCGAAGGUCAAAGAAGAGAAGAUACUCCUCAUGCGCCUCCUGCAUGCCAAGACAAAGUAA
Epithele typhae is the source of this 1584-nucleotide messenger RNA. RefSeq lists its product as uncharacterized. The transcript has a single exon. Bases 1 to 1584 code for a protein of 527 amino acids. The record is from RefSeq and is a predicted model, not a curated record. Gene Ontology annotation, molecular function: nucleic acid binding. NCBI's taxonomy places the organism in Eukaryota, Fungi, Basidiomycota, Agaricomycetes, Polyporales, Epitheliaceae.